Molecule: messenger RNA, 4365 nt
Organism: Camellia sinensis
Lineage: Eukaryota; Viridiplantae; Streptophyta; Magnoliopsida; Ericales; Theaceae
Product: homeobox-leucine zipper protein ANTHOCYANINLESS 2
Biological process (GO): regulation of DNA-templated transcription
Molecular function (GO): DNA binding; DNA-binding transcription factor activity, RNA polymerase II-specific; lipid binding
Source: RefSeq, a predicted model, not a curated record
UCUCCUGAUCAGACUUCGAAACCCAGCAGCAGCACCACCUCUUUCCAACAGAUUGAACAGCACCAAAUUGUACGCCGCCGUCAAGACUCGCCGCAGCGCCGCCGCUCACGGCAGUGCUCCCUAACCGAUCCCAACGUUCUCAGUCUUUUUCGAGAGAGAGAAACUGAGAGAGAGAGAGAGAAGGAGAGAGACAAAAAACCGAGAAAAAUCCACGGAUCUGAGCCAGUGUCGUUUCCCACUCACCUCUCUUUGUAACUCUGUUUUUUCUUACAGUUUCUUUCGAAAAGGGUUAAAAGGGUUUUUCCUUAAAAUUUUCUCUCUCCUCCCUGAAAAUUUUUAGUGAGAGAAAGUUAAAAGGACAGAGAGAGAGAGAGUCAACCGAUCUUUUCUGUGCUUUUUGGUUGUAUGUAUAUGUAAGGCUUCGAAUAGUCCACAUAUUGCGUAUUAUCUUCACCCUUUUUCUCUCUCCUCUCUCUCUCUCUCUGUAGACCUUUUUGAGGCCUUUCUUUUUCUUCAUCCUUUGAGCUCAUGAAAACAAAUGCUUUUAAAAGUCUAGUCAAGCAUGCAGAGAAAGAGAUAACUCAGAAGAACUAGGGUUUGUUUUCAUAAGAGCAUUUGAGUUUCGUUAGUCUUUUUACAGGGAGAAACAGAGAGAGAGAGAGAGAGAGAGAGAACGAAGUGCUAAGCAGCAAUAAAAGGGUUUUUUUUUUCUUCUUUGCUUGCCUUCUUUCUCUUUCUUUCUCUCAGAAAAUCACACCAGAGAGGAAGUUGGAGACAUUUGGGUUGUGUUUACCCUUGUGUCUCCUCUACCUCUCUUCUCCCCAAUUUUCUUUCUUUUUUUUUCUUUCCCCAAAUUAAUCUUUUGUUUUUCUGUGUAUAGUACAACAAACACUGAUUUUUGGUUGUUGUUUCUCUACAAAUUUCCGAGUUGGGUAAAAAAGAAAAUGAUGCUAAUCUGUGAAUGCAAUUGUCAUGUACACUCGUUCAACAAGUGUUUGUAGAUUUGUCUAGGAGAGAGUGAAGCAAUCUAGAGAGAGAAACAGGGUGAGAGAAAGGGUGGGUGACUGAGUGAGUUGCCUUAUUUACAGACAAAAAAAAGGGCCUAUUUCAUGAGUUUUGGGGGUUUUCUUGACAAUCACAGUGGCGGUGGCGGUGGCGGUGCUAGAAUCGUCGCCGACAUACCUUACAGCAACAACCACAAUAUGCCCACUGGUGUAAUCUCUCAGCAACGCCUCGUCUCUCCUUCUCUUGCCAAGUCCAUGUUCAACUCUCCCGGACUCUCUCUAGCUCUCCAAACGAGUAUGGAGAGCCAAGGAGAAGCUACGAGGAUUCAAGAGAAUUACGAGACUAAUGUUGGAAGAAGAAGCAGAUCAGAAGCAGACCAUGAGAGCAGAUCUGGAAGCGACAACAUGGAUGGAGGCUCAGGGGACGAUCUUGACGGUGCCGACAAGCCACCCAGAAAAAAACGAUACCACCGACACACUCCGCAACAAAUCCAAGAACUCGAAGCUCUGUUCAAGGAGUGUCCUCAUCCGGAUGAGAAACAAAGGUCGGAGCUCAGCAAGAGGCUUUGCUUGGAAACCAGACAAGUCAAGUUUUGGUUUCAAAAUCGCCGAACCCAAAUGAAGACCCAGCUUGAGAGGCACGAGAACUCGAUUCUCCGGCAAGAAAACGACAAGCUCCGGGCAGAAAACAUGUCGAUUCGGGAGGCAAUGAGGAACCCAAUUUGCACCAACUGUGGUGGUCCCGCAAUCAUCGGUGACAUAUCGUUGGAGGAGCAACACCUCCGUAUUGAAAACGCAAGACUUAAAGAUGAGUUGGAUCGGGUUUGCGCGCUCGCCGGAAAAUUCCUUGGCCGCCCCAUUUCCACGUUGGCGGCCUCGAUGCCACCCGGAUUGCCGAACUCGAGCCUGGAACUCGGUGUAGGAAGCAAUGGUUUUGGCGGGCUGGGCACGGUGGCCACAACUCUGCCAUUGGGUCCUGAUUUCGGGAUUUCUAGUGGUUUACCGGUGGUGGCUCCGCCUAGAGCCCCCGCCGAGAGAUCUAUAUUUUUGGAACUUGCAUUGGCUGCAAUGGAGGAACUUGUUAAGAUGGCUCAGACUGAUGAGCCACUUUGGUUCAGGAGCUUUGAAGGAGGGAGAGAGAUCAUGAACCAUGAAGAGUACUUGAGGACAUUCACUCCUUGCAUUGGUUUGAAACCCAAUGGUUUUGUCACUGAGGCUUCAAGAGAGACUGGUAUGGUCAUCAUCAACAGUUUGGCGCUUGUGGAGACAUUAAUGGACUCAAAUCGAUGGGCAGAAAUGUUCCCUUGUAUGAUUGCUAGAACUACUACUACUGAUGUGAUAUCCGGUGGUAUGGGAGGAACUAGAAAUGGUGCACUUCAACUGAUGCAUGCGGAGCUGCAAGUACUCUCACCACUGGUACCUGUUCGGGAGGUGAAUUUCCUGAGGUUCUGCAAGCAGCAUGCGGAGGGAGUGUGGGCAGUGGUGGAUUUGUCCAUUGAUCAUAUCCGGGAAACUUCGGGUGCACCACCGACAUUUGUGAGCUGCAGGAGGCUUCCUUCUGGCUGUGUGGUGCAAGAUAUGCCUAAUGGCUACUCCAAGGUAACAUGGAUAGAGCAUGCAGAAUAUGAUGAGAGGGUGAUUCACCAUCUGUACCGGCCGUUGAUCAGCGGUGGCAUGGGCUUUGGUGCUCAACGUUGGGUUGCCACCCUUCAACGCCAGUGCGAAUGCCUAGCCAUCCUCAUGUCUUCCUCCGUACCGUCCAGAGAUCAUACUGCGAUAACUGCAAGCGGGCGUCGGAGCAUGCUGAAGCUGGCACAGCGUAUGACAGACAACUUUUGCGCUGGCGUCUGUGCUUCGACAGUCCACAAAUGGAACAAACUUUCUGCCAGCAACGUGGAUGAGGAUGUCCGGGUCAUGACCUCCAUGAGCGUUGACGAUCCCGGGGAGCCGCCGGGAAUCGUCCUGAGUGCGGCAACAUCUGUUUGGCUGCCGGUUUCUCCGCAAAGACUGUUCGAUUUUCUGAGGGAUGAGAGGCUGAGAAGUGAGUGGGACAUUUUGUCGAAUGGUGGUCCUAUGCAAGAAAUGGCUCACAUCGCUAAAGGUCAAGAUCACGGCAAUUGUGUCUCCCUCCUCCGUGCCAGCGCGAUGAACGCAAACCAGAGCAGCAUGUUGAUACUACAGGAGACUUGCAUAGACGCGGCGGGUUCACUUGUGGUGUACGCGCCCGUUGACAUUCCGGCAAUGCACGUGGUGAUGAACGGUGGAGAUUCUGCCUACGUGGCGCUGUUGCCAUCAGGAUUCGCGAUCGUACCUGAUGGGCCUGAGUCACGUGGGCCUGUCGGAAAUGGGCCUGCUAAUGGGGCUUCUGGUGGUGUGCCGGCCCAGAGGGUGAGUGGGUCCCUCCUCACUGUGGCCUUUCAAAUCCUGGUGAAUAGUUUGCCUACGGCCAAGCUUACGGUGGAAUCUGUGGAGACCGUCAACAAUCUCAUAUCAUGCACCGUUCAGAAGAUCAAGGCCGCUCUUCACUGCGAAAGCUGAUCAUUCUCACGGUCACGUGACCUUCACGUGCCAAAAUGACAAAACACAAUUUUUAAAAUUUUAGCUAUAUGAUAUGUUACGUAUUUAAAAAAAAAUAAUAAUUAAAAGUAUUCAGAAUUAAAUCAGAAAAAAAUAUAUUUAAAUAGGAAUAACUUAAAAUAAUUAUAUUUUGAGUUGUUUUUAUUUAAAUAUAUAUUUUUUUGAUUUAAAUUUAUGGUGUAGAUUUAUAAUUGUUGUGGCAUACCACAAUCAAAAUAAAUCUAAGCUAUAAAUUUUGAAUUUUGAAUAUUUUAAUUUUAAUUUUUUUUUAGGUACGUAGCGCUGUUGUUUAGGUGUAGAGAACAAGACAUAUAUGUGUGUAUGUACGCGUUAAAGAGUGUUGGUGUGGGAGUGGAAAUUAUGGUGUGCUCUCAGCUGAAGUGUGGGGUGUGAGUCAAGAACGAACCGCAGUGUGGAAAUAUCCUUGCAGGGUGAUAAGAGCAAAAAUGGGGAACUGAGUUGACUCGGAAGGGAAUGGGUGUCUCUGAGUUCCUAACACAAUGCAAGGGUGGUGGUUCGGGUAUUGACUCAGGUUGACCCGGGAGCUGGGCUCGAAGCACUACUUGAGAAGGAAAAUGCGUAAAAGAAGUUUGAGUCGAGAUGAGUCGAGUCUCUCAAUGUCAUGACUUGUGACUCAUUAAAAAGAAGAAGUGAAAAUAGUUGGUGUUUCAUUUUGUUAUUAAUUUGACUACAUAUUUGAAAUUUGUUUUUAUGUUUUUGUUUUCGAAGUUUAUGUAUUGCAUUAUUUUUAUUAUAAAUAUUUUGUUGUGUUAGCUUCUGUUUA